Molecule: messenger RNA, 462 nt
Organism: Spodoptera littoralis (African cotton leafworm)
Lineage: Eukaryota; Metazoa; Arthropoda; Insecta; Lepidoptera; Noctuidae
Source: the annotation of a GenBank genome assembly
AUGGGUCGUUCGCCCAGCCCGCGGCGGCGCGAUGACAGGCGCAGAGAUCGAGACAGAGACAGGGAGAGAGACCGGGAUAGGGACCGUGAGAGGCGGAGGCCUCGGACCCGGUCCCGUUCGCGGUCUUUGGAACGUAGGCGGCGCUCCCCGGACCGCCGACGCAGCCCCUCGCCGCGCCGCCGCCGCUCACGCUCUGCAUCACCUGGACCUUCCACAUCCUUCGUGAAGCCCAAGAAGACCUUCGGCGAGCGUCCGAUAGUCACCCCAGCGGAUCUAGAAGGUAAAACUCCUGAGGAACAGGAGAUGCUUAAAGUUAUGGGCUUUUGUGGGUUUGACUCCACUAAGGGGAAGAAGGUGGAUGAUAAUGUUGAAGGUGACGUCCAUGUGGUGCUGAAACGUAAGUACAGACAGUAUAUGAACAGGAAGGGCGGGUUCAACAGGCCUUUAGACUUUGUUGCAUGA